Messenger RNA from Micromonas pusilla CCMP1545, 3988 nucleotides. RefSeq lists its product as uncharacterized. Gene Ontology annotation, molecular function: helicase activity; RNA binding. The transcript has 5 exons. The record is from RefSeq and is a predicted model, not a curated record. Gene Ontology annotation, cellular component: intracellular anatomical structure. NCBI's taxonomy places the organism in Eukaryota, Viridiplantae, Chlorophyta, Mamiellophyceae, Mamiellales, Mamiellaceae. Bases 1 to 3930 code for a protein of 1309 amino acids. Gene Ontology annotation, biological process: nuclear-transcribed mRNA catabolic process, nonsense-mediated decay.
AUGUUCCACGCCUCGCGAGACGUCUACCCGCGACGCACGUCCUAUCACAAAGACGUCGUCGAGUUCGUCCCGGCGUGGGUAAAGUUUAGGGCGGAACGAGAGGAGGCCAAGGCGGCGCGAAACGCGGAGCUGAAGUACGUCCCUUCCACGGCGCCGCCGGACUUGUCGCUCACGAUCGUGCUGGACAUCCCGGAGUCGUACGACCCGAGGUAUAAGUGUAACGUGCACGUGAAAACGGCGAGCGACGAGACGUUACGUAAAGAAUGCGAGCGCGGGCGGGUGCCGUUGGAGGCGGCGACUCAGUACAAAAAAUGUCUCUCGUUUUACGAAGACUACGCGCAAAAGACAAACUUCGAGAGGCUCGUGCAGAUGGCGAAAGAUAAGGCGAACCUGCCGAUCGCGGCGGAGCACGACGCGAUCGUGGACGCGGUCAGGAACCACGGCGUGACGCUCAUCGCGGGAGACACCGGGUGCGGGAAGUCGACGCAGGUGCCGCAGUACCUCCUCCGCGCCGGGUUUUCGAAACUCGCGAUGACGCAGCCGCGGCGUAUCUCCGCGAUCGCGCUCGCGCGGCGCGUCUCGCGCGAGACCCUGAACGAGCACGGCGCGGAGAUCGCGUAUAAGAUUCGGUUCGACAGCACGAGCGAAGGACGCGUCACGAAGGCGCUGUUUCUCACCGAGGGGGUGUUACUUCGUCAGCUCGCGUCGGACGGAGAUUUGCGAAAGUUCGACGUCGUCGUCGUCGACGAGGCGCACGAGCGACACUGCAACACGGACUUGCUGCUCGGUCUCCUCCGCGGCGUCCUCGAUCGACGCCCGCACGACUUCAGGAUCGUCAUCAUGUCCGCGACGAUGAACUUGGAGCUCUUCGCGUCGUAUUUCGGCGGGUGCCCGGUGAUCCGAGUCCCCGGGCGGUUACACCCGAUUCAGACGCACUGGAUCCCGUCGGCGCCCGCCGCGCUCGCGGGCCGGGGGCGCGACGCGAUCGAUGACGCGCCCGCGCUCGUCGGCGGCGAGAAGCCUCCUCGCGUUCAGCCGCGCGGGCGACAAGAUAGGAUCGACCCGCAGCCGUACCUGCUCCUGCUGCAGCGCAUCGACGCCAACUACCCGAGGAACGAACGCGGCGACCUCCUCGUGUUUCUGAGCGGCGUCGCGGAGAUCGCCGCGGUCGCGGAGCGACUCAAACCGUACGCCGCGGAGUCCAGGCGGUGGGUGAUACUUCCCCUGCACGGCGGCCUGAGCGCGAGCGAGCAGGACCUCGUCUUUGACGGCGCGCCGCACGGCGCGAGGAAGUGCGUGUUGGCCACGAACGUCGCCGAGACGUCCAUCACGAUCGACGGGAUUCGAUUCGUGUGCGACAGCGGGCGGCAUAAGGAGAUGACGCGCGAUAACGCCGGCGGCGGCGGCGUUUCCGCGCUCAGAGAAGGGUGGAUCUCCAAGGCGAGCGCGGAGCAGCGGAAGGGGCGCGCGGGGCGGACCGGCCCGGGGGUGUGCUUCCGGAUGUACGGCGAGAACGAGUUUCAAAAGUUUAAGGCGUCGACGCCGCCGGAGAUCCGCCGCGCGAGCUUGGAGAGCCUCACGCUGACGCUGAAGCAGAUCGCGGGCGACGCGUGCGACUCGCGGACGUUCCCGUGGAUUGAACCGCCGCCGAACGACGCGCUGGAGGCUGCGGUGUGGAAUCUCCGAGAGCACGGCGCGCUCAGGCGCGUUCUCCUUCCUCGCGCCGGUCCCCGCGCGACCGCUUUCGACGAGCGGUUGACGCCGCUGGGCGCGUUGCUCGCGACGUUGCCGGUGGACGUGUCGAGCGGGAAACUGCUCGUGUACGCCGCGUUGUUCGGACUCGCGGGGCCGUCGAGCACGAUCGCCGCGGCGCUGUCCGUGAAGUCGCCGUUCACGCAGAAAGGCGCGGGCGGCGGCGGCGGUCGAGAGGACGAUCAGAGGGCGGAGUUUCAGUCCCCGCACGGAGACCCGUUUACGCUGUUGAAAGCUUUCGCGUCGUGGUUGCGCGCGAGGGACGACGCGAGAGAACGCGACACGCGGCGGUGGUGCCGCCGCCGCGGGAUCGAGGAGCAGCGUUUGAUCGAGACCGCGAAGCUGCAGCGCCAGUUUCAGGACAUGAUCGACGCGUCCGGGAUGACGACGAAGACGGACGGGGGGAGCGACGGCGAGGAGGAGGAGGAGGACGAGCGUUGGAUGGGCGAAGGGCGCUGGCGCCGCGGCGGCGGCGGCGGUCGCGGCGGCGGCGGCGGUCGCGGCGGCGGCGGCGGCCGAAACGCCGGCCGCGGCGGCCGAGGCACCAAACCCGGCGGCGGCGUCUUGCGCUUACGACAGCGCAAGCUCCGCGAGAUGCAGCGCGCGCGCGAGCGCGAGCGAGGGACGCGCGUGCUCGAGAUGGACUUAACCGGCGGCGUCGUCGGCGGCGGCGGCGGCGACGACGACGGCUCCGACUCCGACGCCGCCGCCGACGCCGCCGUCGCGGACGCCGCGCGCUUCGAAGCGGAGCUCCAAGCCCUGGACCUCGAAGUCCACGUGGACCUGCGUUCCGCGCGAAGAGCCGCGAUGAACGGCACGCUCGCGUCGCACGAGCUGUCGCUCCUCAAGGCGAUUCUGACCAUCUCUUCGUACCCGCGCGUCGCCGCGCCGGACCGCUCCAACGUCGACAAAGCCUUCGACGCCGGCGCUGGCCCGGGCGUCCCGGACCGCACGCGGUACCAGGCCGACGCGAGGUUCCACACGCGCUCGACGCGCGAUUGCGUCUUGCACCCGACGUCGUCGCUGAACGACCCGAACCACGCGCCGGUGGGCACGGAGGUGCUGCUGUACGGCGAACUGUUAGGCGCGUCCCGGUCGCGCCGGUCGUUCGUUUCUCUCCGCACAACCCUCGACACGACGCGGUCGUUUUUGUGCGGCGUCACCCGCGCGCCCGCGCACGCGUUGCUCCUCGCGUCCGCGAACGUCGAGUGCGACGCUCUCGCCUCGCGGAUCCUCAUCGACCGGUGGCUGAUGCUGCGCGUGCACACCCCCGGCGGCGGCGAGAGCUUGCUCGUCGCCGCGUCGCGCCUGCGCCUCGCGCUGCAGUCGCUCUUACGUCGACGGCUCGUGCGGACGAAACACGGGUCGCGCGUCGGCGACGAAGCGUCGCCGCCGGCGGAGUUAUCGGACGUCUUGCGCGCCGCGCCCGUCCCCGAGGCGGCGAAGAUCAUCGGCGAGGAGACGAUCGCGGCGGCGCGCGCGGCGGGCGGCGGCGGCGGCGGGCCCGCGGUCGGUCACGAGGUGGUCGCCGGCGAGCUCGCGGAGGACCUCGCGAAGUUUAUCGAGUGGCCGGCGCGGUACGACGUGGAGAUCAUGAGCAAGAGCGCGCUGCUCAUGAACUUGCCGCCGGACCCGGACCCGGACCCGGUUGAAGAUGGAACGUCAACCGGCGCGAGCACCGCUCCCGCCGGGAUCGCCGUCGCGCCGUGGCUCAGGUGGGCGGCGCUGCGGGAGGCGGAGGACGAGCUCGCGUCGCACGCGGCGGCGCCACAUCUUCGGAAGCGGUGGACGUGCGACGUCUGCGGGAAGGUGAUGAUCGCGUUCUUCUCCGAGAUCGACGCGCACAGGGAGCGGUGCGGGCGUCCGACCGCGGAGGACGACGAGCGCGCGCUGCCGUCGAAGUUUGGGAAGGGAAGCAGGAAGCUGCCGUCGCUGCAGAGCGAGAUGGCGGGAGGCGCGAACCUGGGGUUGCCGAGAGAGGCGUUGGGUCUCGGUGCGGGCGACGCGGUGCGGGCGACGGAGGGAAAGAAAACGAAACCGCCAGACCGGGAAGAUGAAACGUCAACCGACGCGAACGCGAAGCCGUUCGAGUGUGAGCGGUGCGGCCUGCACGGGAUGUUUACGCCGACGGAGGCGCUCAAGCACAAGCGGACGUGCGGGAAAGACGCGCGGGCUUGAGGUGGUUUAGAUAGACUAAUUUGUCUUAGACGCCGCGAUUGUUAUAGAAAAAUCACCU